Molecule: messenger RNA, 3639 nt
Organism: Archocentrus centrarchus (flier cichlid)
Lineage: Eukaryota; Metazoa; Chordata; Actinopteri; Cichliformes; Cichlidae
Product: deubiquitinase DESI2
Exons: 5
Coding region: 837-1430 (197 amino acids)
Biological process (GO): protein deubiquitination
Molecular function (GO): deubiquitinase activity
Source: RefSeq, a predicted model, not a curated record
AAUACGGAUGCAUCUCGGCUGCUUCGGGACUUCGUGAAACCGAUUUGAAAGCCUUCGUGGAGCGGUCUGGGGGAAACGGAUCGGCGCUGUUGGAGGGGUCAUGUCGCGGAGGUUUGAAUCGGCUGUCCUCCCUUCCCCUCGGAGAGGAUACUGGAUGCUGGCCAGCAGCAGCAGCACCGGCUGGGGAUGCUCCUGCUGAACUUGACUCCCCUGUCAGCUGUAAUUAACCGCCAUGGCCCAGGAGUCUCUCUCUUCCGCAGUUGCUCCAUCAUCCUCCGUGUGAGAAUGGCCCGCACUCCGCCUCCAUCGUCGACUUUCAUUCGCUCUAGCUGUCGCCUUUUCGCCCAUGAUGACAGGAGGGCACCCGCCUCGGAUUUCAGCGCAUGCUGGGCCUUCAUGUUGGUUAUGGAUCCCAUCAUCCCCCCUGAUCUGAUGCUGUGAGCUGCUGUGGUUGUUGUUAUUACGCAAACGCGCCUGCUGCCACCAUCGAUUUCCCUCAACAUCUGAUUACAUUUUGGGGCCCGGAGAUGGACCGCGUCCACUGCUGCACCUCGCUUUGCCCUGCCGGGAUCUGAGUUCCUGACCGUACUUGCCAUAAUGGCCCUGUGACAUCUAUCUCAGCCCCAGCUGCCUACUUUAGACUUUUACGCGCGGAGCUGCGUCCAUGCAGUUUUGUUGCCCUGUGAGGGUAUGAGCAGCGGCCGUCCCUCCAGCAGAGGUCUGCCCGCUGCAGCUCCUGCCGUCCACGGUGUGGCCCUGUGACUCAACAGGGUGAGGAGGUGCUGACAACCUUAAAACGCGGAAUAAGGUUUGCCUUUCCAGCUCAGGUUAAAACCAUGGCUAAUGAACCCGUCAUCCUUAACGUGUAUGAUAUGUACUGGAUAAAUGAAUACACAUCCACUCUGGGCAUUGGUGUCUUCCACUCAGGCAUUGAGAUUUAUGGGAGAGAAUUUGCAUACGGAGGCCAUCCGUACCCUUUCAGUGGCAUCUUUGAAAUCAACCCCGGCAAUGCCGCCGAACUGGGAGAGACAUUCAAAUUCAAAGAGGCCAUUGUUUUGGGCACCACCGACUUCACAGAGGAGGACAUAGAUAAAAUCAUGGAGGAGCUCGGUAAAGAGUUCAAAGGGAACGCCUACCAUCUAAUGCACAAAAACUGCAACCACUUCUCCUCCUCGCUGUCUGAGUUGCUGUGUGGACGGGAAAUCCCGCGCUGGGUCAACAGACUGGCAUACUUCAGCUCCUGCAUCCCUUUCCUGCAGAGCUGCCUACCCAAGGAGUGGUUAACCCCGGCCGCCCUGCAGAGCCACAUCAGCCUCGGCCUCCACAAAGAGGAGCAGAACGAGUCGAGCGAUGAGGACCCUUCGUCGCCAUCCGGCGCGGCAGCCGCCGGCUCAGGCUCCUCCCACAGCUGUCGCCACACCAGGGUGUGACGUGACUUCUUGACCUUCCUGCCACUGCUUAGAAUGGCAUUAGUAGGCUUGAACAACCACCUGACCUCAUACUGUUUGUCCUCUGCGUAAAGAGGCAGGAGAAGACGAGUCUCCUCUUCAUGAAGAGACUGCCAGAGACUUCAGACCUACAGAGACCCCGCUUGCCCUUUCAACAGAUGACAGCAUGACGAGGGCACACUUUUCCCUGAGCCCUGAAGUGUGUCUCAGACUUUGACACUGACCACUUGUAGAUCAGAAGUUUGUAGUAUGUUAAUAUUAGUCUUUUCCACAAACUUUGAAAUCUUUGUCAGCCUUGUUCCCUGCCCUGCCUUCAGAGCUGCUUUUGUAGAACAACCACAUAGACACUUGAUAGUGACAUCAACAGGAAACUGCGAAUCUGCUCAACUUCAAGAAGUUCUCGUUCAAUAACCUCUAUGUGGCCUUCGGUUGAUAUUGUUGAUUAGGCUUUCUUUGUGCAGAACUUUUCUUUGGCCAUUUUAGAGGGUUAACUGGUUAAAAAAAAAAAAAAGAUUUGAUUGUUCUUUGAGUUCAGUCUGACUGAGUGAAACUACUGCAUGUGGAAAGAAAUUGACAAAACAUACAAGUGAACUAAGAUACUUCUGACAGUAAGUCUUUCUUCUAUUUUGUAAAAGAGAUUACCUUCAUUUGAGCUUGUUUUAAACAGCGAACUGACAGUUAACUGCCAGUUCAGAGACAGUUGGAAACAAUCAAGGGCAAACAGUGCACACAGCUUUGGGCAGCCCAGUCACGACCUGUGAACAUCUCAGAGACACAAACACAAAGAAAGUCUAGCUGCUACUCUGACAAAUAUUGACUUUGUGACCCAGUACACUUUUUGUCUAUACUUUUAUAUCCAAGUGAUCUUUAUAUUAUAAAGGUGCGUUAACUUACUGGAUGGGAAAUGUACAUUUACACCCACAGAUUUCCCUUAAGAGACAUCUUUUUCACCUUUGAGACUGAGUUGCCAUGAGAAAGAACAGCAGACAUUCAGUGUUUUCCUCUAAAUUACACAAGUUAUUAAAGACAUAGUUCUUUUGUAAUAUGCCUUUUGGCUCUCUUGCCUAGAUUUAAAAGAAACCAUGAACUCCUGUGCCUGUCCAGUUGAUAUAAAGUUACAGCCAGCAAGUAAAGUUUGCUAGAGCUCACAAUUUAAUGCAUUAUAUCCUUUUUGUUUAAUCUGUACAGACUAAAGCAUAAGACUGGAAAAUCUUCAUUUUUAUGGGACUUUACCUGUUGAUCUAUUUCUUGACUGGGACAAGUCGUAGGGAAAAACCUGGUUCCAGCCCCCAAAAAAUAAAAUAAAGUCAUAAAAAAGAGGUUUGUUGUUGCACAGUGUUUGUGAGCAUUAAACAAGCCAUAUACAAUGUGUUAGAGGUGUUUGCAGGAAGAUUAUGUGACCUUUUGACAGAGCCAUGGUAGGCCUUGUAACUAGCUUCCUGUCAUCAAGCUGAGGUAUACAGUUUCUUAAAUAUCAGUCCUACAGACAUUAGACUGGUAAUACUAUCUCACCAAUAAUACAAAAGAGCAUAUUUCCCAAUGUAAGACUGUUCAACUAAGACCAUAUUUUUUUGACUGACUUCCCCAAACAGGUGUUUAUAGAAAGCAUUUUAACCUUUUAAAUAUUCACUCGUGUAGAGAGAAGCUCACAUUCUCCGAGGGGAAAAUUUUGAUGUCAUAAAAUGAUUUCCAAUCAUUGCGGGUUUAGCAUAGAUGCCAGUAAAGCACCACAUUAUUGACUAUUCUAGCCUGAAUAAGAAACUGUUAUAAUGAUGAAGAUCUGCUCCUUGCUUGAAGAAGACGAGGCCACGUGUUUGUAUCUUUUCCCACCCCUCCUGCUAUGGUGCAUCGAAGGACAGCUUUCUUUUCUCAGGAAGGACAUCACAUAACUUGUAGUAGUGGCAGUCAUAAAUGGGCUCAUAAGUGCAAAUUAAUUGUUUGAUUUCUUUUUCCCCUUCUUGUUCAUAAACAAGCUACUGUAUCUCCCUGUUUGUUGGCAUAUUCUUUUUUUUUCCCCCAAAGUGUAUUGUGAUCAAAAUUUUAGUUCAUUUUGAGUUGACAGGGAGAGGAAGUGUACAGUGAUCAGUGCUACAUGCUCACCAAGUCUUCAGCACUUUCUACAGAGCAAACCAGACAGGUAUUUUUUUUCUAUUGUUCUGUGUCAACCUAAACCUUGUAUUUGUUUUUCCUA